UGCUGUGCUGAGUUUGUUGAACUAUCAGAUCUGGAACUACAUGUCAGAGAUUGCUCUCCCAAUCAGUUAGUCCUGAUCGUCAAUGAUAAUGAAGUUCCAGUGUCGUCUGCUGAAAUGUUCCCUCUAGCCUCGUCGCCCAGUAAACCAGGGGAACCAGGCAAAACAGUCAACAACUCUGAAAUGGAAGAGUUCAGUGAUCUGUCGGAGGAGAAAUCGGAGGUGAAGGAAGAAUCCAUGGAUGUUUCCAGAAGUAAGAAUAGCCACGGCUGGCUAGAUAGCCCCAGUAGCACCAGUUGCAGCCGGAAAAGCAGUACUGACAGCAUGACUGACAUUGUUUCAUGUACCUCAGUUCUCCCAAUUUCACUAACUCAACCUGGCAACGACCUGUCGGAACAGCAGGGGACAUUCUCAUGGUUCAACAGCAAUGUCAUCAUUGAAAACCUAGAGAGCACUAAAGUGGCCGUGGCCCAGUUUUCCCAGCAGAGCCGAUCGGACACCGGCAGCAGUGGCAGCAGUAAGAUGGCCGUCUCAUCACUGAUGGAGCAACUCCUGGCCUUGCAGCUGCACCAGAUCCACCAGCUGCAGCUGAUUGAUCAGAUUCGUCACCAGGUCUUAUCGUUUGCCUCCCAGAGGUCUGAGGUAUCAGAGACACUGACACCCAUCAGCUGCCCUCAGGUUAGUCUAGCAUCAACGCAUGCCAGCCAGCUGACAACCCUCAGUUCCCAUCUCUCCCAGCAGCUGGCUGCAGCCACUGGGUUAGCCCAGAGUCUCGGCAGCCAGUCUGCCAGCAUUGGCCACUUUAAACAAUUAACAGCAACAGUACAGUUACCACAGAGCACCCUAGGUAGGAGUAUUGUGCACUCUAGCACUGAACCCUUACAAAGCAUGGGUAAACUCAUAGCUUCAGCAGUUAGCAAGCACCACUCUAGAAAGAAGUACACUCAUGCUAGCGGUCUAUACCCUCAACUAAAUGUUUCAGCUCAAACCAAAAGGAACUCACCGGUACUUGGCUCAGGUAGCUCGCUAAACCCAUCAAAUAAACCACGUCUACCUCAGCCACCACCCAGCAAUCAAACACUCUCUAGCGCUGAACCAAGCAUUGGCACAAUUGUGCAAGACCUGAAUGCCUUGACGGCGUUAGCCAAACAAAGGAAAGGAAAACCACCCAAUGUGACUUAUUUCGAACCCAAAAGCUCUUCCGAAGAGGCUUUCUUUAAACACAAAUGCAGGUUUUGUGCUAAGGUUUUUGGGAGUGACAGUGCCUUGCAGAUCCAUUUGCGAUCCCACACUGGGGAGAGGCCAUACAAGUGCAACAUCUGCGGGAUUCGUUUCUCCACCCGUGGGAACUUGAAGGUACACUUCCAGCGGCACAAAGAGAGGUUCACCCAUAUCCAAAUGAACCCUUACCCUGUUCCAGAACACCUGGACAAUAUCCCAACCAGCACAGGAAUCCCAUAUGGCAUGUCUAUGCCACCAGAGAAACCAGUUACAUGCUGGGUGGAUAGUAAACCAUCCCUAGCCACCUUGACUACUUCUGUAGGCCUGUUGCUCCAAACUGGAUCACCCAACUUACCCUUUCUCAUCAAGAAAGAGGAGCAGCCUGUCUCAAUAACUGCGUAUUCCAGUCCAGGUAUACGUGAAUCAUCUAGUGAAGUAAAGUCUACCAAGAGCAUAGACUUGGUAGAGGCUGGAAAAGUCCCAACCUUCCCCACCAUGAAUCUGAAAACAGAUGACGUUAAACCUCCUUUGACCUUUGUUUCGAAGAUGAGCUCCACAACCGAAAUAUCCGCCGACGUCGCUUCCAUCAGCACAAAUCCCAUCAAGUUGGAGCAGUUCAAGACCAAACAUCCCUUCAGAGGAGGAUCAAUUGAUCCCCUGCAGACAUCAGAGACCUUGAAACUCCAGCAGCUGGUUGAGAACAUUGACAAGAAGGUGACUGACCCCAACGAGUGCGUCAUUUGCAACCGCAUACUUAGUUGUCAGAGCGCCCUCAAGAUGCACUACCGCACCCACACAGGAGAGCGGCCCUUCAGAUGUAAAGUGUGCGGACGGGCGUUCUCCACCAAAGGGAACCUGAAGACGCACCAUGCGGUUCAUCGCACCAUGCCGCCACUGUGGGUCUACCACUCCUGUCCUAUCUGCCAGAGGAAGUUCACUAACGCUGUUGUCCUACAGCAGCACAUCCGUAUGCAUAUGGGUGGUCAGAUUCCCAACACCCCUCUCUCUGAACAGAACUACCCAAAGUCAAUAGAGUCUGGCGGAGGUUCAAUUGAUGAUAGGAAAUUAGAAGAGUUGGAGAACCCUUCUGAUGAUGAUAUGGACUUCAAUGACAGUGGGAUCGCAGGCAUGUCCAGGUUUAAUAACGCCUCAUCCGGCAGCUUGUCUCCCGCUCCUUCUGAUAGUACAGGAGCAGGCUCCUCUGAUGCCCAGAUGACAAGAAACUAUCAUAGGCAAGUGGAGGAGAAGCAGGUCAACUGGUUUAAGACAAAGGGACUGGCUAAAGAGGAUCAGCAGGUCUAUGACUCAUCAUCUCUUAGAGGUGACCGAAGUGGUGGGAGCCUUGCUGUUUCUGAGAAUACAGUUGACAAGCAGUCUCUGUCCCCAAGCAAGAGUGUUCCAGUUCGUUCUAGCCCCACAAGCUUUGAGGAAUUGUACCAGAAAGCUUUAUCCCAGGCACAUAUCAAUCCAAGCCUUCUGCAGUUCACUGGCACUAGUCCACUGGCGUCCCUUGACCACCUAAAAUCUUUAAACCCACUGAAGGAUCCCACUAACAUGGUCUACUCUUUCUGUGAACAACUAGGCAUCUUCAAGAACAAUGAUUGCGAUAUUUGCGGUAAGAACUUUGCCUGCCAAAGUGCCUUGGACAUCCAUUAUCGAAGCCAUACCAGGGAGAGACCAUUUAUUUGUACAGCGUGCAACAGAGGGUUUUCCACCAAGGGGAACCUCAAGCAGCAUAUGCUAACCCAUCAGAUGAGGGACCUGCCAUCCCAGUUGUUUGAGCCCUUCACUCCCAGCCUUGCCUCCAGCCCCAACAACUCCAUACAUCCUCUGGGGUCCCAAAUGAUCAAGACAGAAGUGAACAGUUUCCUGGGUAGUGCCCGCUAUGGGGAACCAAGGGAUCUUCUAGGCAUUUUGAGUUUGAGGACGUCCUCUGCCUCUUCCUCCCCAGCACUCGUCAUCCCGCCACCUCGACGGACUCCCAAGCAGCAUUACUGCCACUCUUGUGGGAAAACCUUCUCUUCCUCUAGUGCCCUGCAAAUCCACGAGAGGACUCACACCGGGGAGAAGCCGUUCGCCUGCACUGUCUGUGGUCGGGCAUUCACCACCAAAGGAAAUCUGAAGGUACGUUCCUCUUUUACAUUUAUGAGAUAGGGUUUAGAGAGAUUGUCAAGAAACAAAAUGUGAAAACUGUCAUGCGAAGUUCUGCCUUGUUUUUUUCAUUUUUUCAUUUAUUAAUUCAGUAUAUCUAAUCUCGAAACCCAGAACGGAAAUCUUGCGCCAGUUACUCGAUUAUGUGCUGGCGGGAGAUAUAUGAGAAAAGAUACUAGAAAGAGAAGCGGAACAGGGUGGUAGCCCCCCUCGCUCUGCAAGUUUUGGUCAAGUCAAUGGGCCAAAUAUCCCCUCCUCUUCCGAAUUUCGAAAGAUGCUCACACCUGCUAAAUCUUGAUUUUUUCCAACUAACCAGUGACGAAAAACCAGUGCACCGGAACAACUGUUGCUUGUUAUUCUUCUGACAGACGUUACGAUACCAUUUAUGUUACGUAGUCUGUCCACGAGAAAUGUAGUAUACCUAACCAUUUGUCUUCAUAAAAGGAGUGUAACUCACCAUUGCUCUCUUCCCCAUGUAGGUCCAUAUGGGAACUCACAUGUGGAGUAGCGCCCCCACCAGGCGAGGACGCAGGCUGUCUGUGGACGGACCAUUGAUGUUUAUGGGAACUCAUCCUGUGAAGCUACAAGAGCCUCCUCAGAGGCCAGACAUUAGGUCCAGUAAUGGAGACUCCUUUUGUUUCUGGAACCACUGUACAGACUCCUUCUCUAAGAACUUGGCCAUGAGGAAUAAAGAUAUCUCAGUCGGAGGCGGGUCUUACCUCUCUGGACCAAUGGAGCAUGGGGCCAGCUCACCCAUAGGGGGCGUAAAUGUUGGUCUGGACAAAUUGCACCAUACAGAACACAAUGCUGCUCUCGAGCUGCCUGGUAAAAAUGAUACCAAAAGAGCGACUCACUUCUGUUUCCCUCAUUUGAUAGAAGAGAGGAUGGAAAUGAUUGCAAAU
Messenger RNA from Coregonus sp. 'balchen', 4271 nucleotides. Lineage: Eukaryota; Metazoa; Chordata; Actinopteri; Salmoniformes; Salmonidae. The record is from the annotation of a GenBank genome assembly.